Molecule: messenger RNA, 492 nt
Organism: Linnemannia hyalina
Lineage: Eukaryota; Fungi; Mortierellomycota; Mortierellomycetes; Mortierellales; Mortierellaceae
Source: the annotation of a GenBank genome assembly
AUGCCACCUGUGCCGCAACAACAUCAAACUUACCACGACCAGAUGCAGGCACUCCAGUUCUCCAGUCACCCUCGGCCCAACUAUGUCACGACUGCCUACAGCACAGAGCCAGACACCUCUAGCCCACCAGUAUCCUAUACCGGAUCGUCAGGAACACCAGAAGCAGCGUGGGAGCCAACGCCGUUUGUCCCACCCGUACGACCAGCCAGCAGCACAGGAUUGUCAUCACCCAGUGCCGGUGCCGGUGCAGCUGGUCACUCUCCCGAUACUUCUACUGCCACCGCGCUUUCUACCACGACUAGCACUGCUGCUUUUCAGGCCAAUGCAACUCGUGACCCUCAGGAUAGAGGAACUCCUCCGCCUUCAUUUCCUCCCCCUUCGGUAUCUCACAGCACGAGACUUGGUCAGGAGGCUAGCUCGGCAUCGUCUCCUCAAGCCUUACUGGCGAGGUCCCAGAACCCACAGUAUGUUGACGAUUAUCACUUGAACUAG